AUGUUGCAGCAACAAGCAACCCUGGGCGAGGAGGGUCUGGUCUGGCACCGGGAUACAGAUGUCCAUUGUCUCGCCCUGUCCCCUUUUUGGUAUAACCAUUUUUUCCUCACGACUGUGCACCAUUUGGGCAGUCUCCCGCAACGGCCCAAGGCAAGGGGGGUAGUGCAUGGGCCGACUACCGAACAAGGUCCGCCAGGGGUAUCGGUAGGGGUAAGGAUCCUAUGCGAACUCACCCAGGCCCCUUGCUUUGGUAAUCUUGGGCGGAAGCUAAAGGCAACCGACGAACCACCGAGACAAAGAAGCGAGAGCCAGGGAUGA
Neurospora crassa OR74A is the source of this 318-nucleotide messenger RNA. RefSeq lists its product as hypothetical. The record is from RefSeq and is a predicted model, not a curated record. The transcript has 3 exons. Lineage: Eukaryota; Fungi; Ascomycota; Sordariomycetes; Sordariales; Sordariaceae. Bases 1 to 318 code for a protein of 105 amino acids.